AUGGAUUUUAUCGAGGCUCUGCCUAAAUCUAAUGGGCAUGAGGUCAUUUUCGUGGUGGUGGACCACUUAACCAAAUUCGCGCAUUUCAUUGCUCUCAAGUGGUUGUUUAUUGCGAAGUUGGUGGCAGAGGUGUUUUGUCGAGAGGUGGUGUGCCUUCACGGCAUACCUCGGAGUAUAGUAAGUGAUCGGGAUAAGGUGUUCACUAGCCUUUUUUGGAGAGAGCUAUUCCGCCUCCAACAGACCACCUUACGCAUGAGUUCGGCAUACCACCCUCAGACGGAUGGGCAGACAGAAGUUCUUAAUCGUUGUUUGGAGGCGUAUUUGAGGUGUUUCACCAGUUGCCAGCCUAGGCAUUGGAGCAGGUGGUUGUGUUGGGGUUCCGUGGCCAGGCGCCCCAACAACAAGUUGGCCCCAAAAUAUCAUGGCCCAUUUGAGGUGAUCGGCAAGGCGUGCGGUUUCACAGGAACCGGUGGUUGUCGACACCGCGACGGACAUCCCCGAACCACUGUUUCCAAAGAGCGUGCUGUAGGGGCGCCUGAGGAAGCAAGGGGGCAGUCCUUUAAGGAAGUGCUGGUUAAGUGGCAAGGACGGGACAUCGAGGACACCACCUGGGAGGUUGUCCAAGAGCUGCAAGUCCGUUUCCCUACCUUCGACCUUGAGGACAAGGUCUCUUUUGAGGAGGGGAGUAAUGUUACACCUGAGCUUAAGAAGAAUAAAUAUGAACGGACGUACUCUAGAGGAGCUCGCAACGUCUUCAAUUAG
This is a messenger RNA of Morus notabilis, 762 nucleotides long. RefSeq lists its product as uncharacterized. NCBI's taxonomy places the organism in Eukaryota, Viridiplantae, Streptophyta, Magnoliopsida, Rosales, Moraceae. The transcript has 3 exons. Gene Ontology annotation, molecular function: nucleic acid binding. The coding region runs from base 1 to 762 and encodes 253 amino acids. Gene Ontology annotation, biological process: DNA integration. The record is from RefSeq and is a predicted model, not a curated record.